CGCCGUACCCCGCCACUCCUCUCCCUCCCCUCCCCUCCCCUCCCCUCGGCUGCCGCAGCCCCGCGCGCGCGUCAGCGUGGGUUCCCCGGAGCGAGUCGCUAGGUAACCGGGCCGGCCGCGCAGCCCCGCAGCUGGGGAACCCCGCGCGCGCGGCGGCGUCAGCGGCCGGGGGGCGCACGACCCACCCGCAUCGGGGCCUGCGGAGCCCGGCUGGCCGGCAGCUCCCGCCCGCUGGCUCGGUUUUGGAGCUGGCCGCCUCCCCGGAGGGGACCCCGACGCCUCCCGCUCCGUCCCCCACUCACCCCUGCGCAGCCCGUGCGCCCCCGGUCCUCCCGCCGAGCCCCGGGGCGCCGCCCGCCCGCCCAGCACCCGGCUGCGCCCACACCUCGCCAGCGGCCGACCGGGACAUGAACAUCGCGCACAGGGGCCAGCGCCCGGAGGCCAGCCCCAGCCGGCGGCGACCAGCGGGUCGGCGCUGCCCAGGAGAAUGAGGCAGGAGCCGGCCGUGGGCUCUUCCUCCUCCCCCUCCUCCUCUUCCUCCUCUUCCUCCUCCUCCUUCUCCUCCUCCUCCUCCUCUCCGCCUUCCUCCUGCUCCGGCGCCCCGGGCCCAGGCCCGGCUCGGCUCUGUGCCCCGCGCGCCCCCCGCCCGCCUCCGGAUGCGCUGCUCGGUUAGCCUGGGGAGGAAGAUAAAGACAUUUGCCACCAAGAUGGUGCUCACGAGUGGCAAUGAUGAAGAUAGAGGGGGCCAGGAGAAAGAGAGCAAAGAGGAGAGUGUCUUGGCGAUGCUGGGCAUUAUCGGGACCAUCCUGAACCUCGUCGUGAUCAUCUUUGUGUACAUAUACACCACUCUAUGAAUGGCCCCCAGGCAAUGGGAGGCCACUGUGUGGGUCGACCAGAAGCCCAACCCCGAGCCGGCGGGCUCACGUGGCCGCACACACAGGAACAGCUGCACCUUCGAACUUUGUCAAAGGGCCCAGAAAUAAGUCUCUCCUGCCGCCAGGAGCGAACCCUAAAGCACAAUGAAUCCCACGAAACUCAUUCACCCCUCGAGGAACUCUGCAUCCUUGGCCCGGGGCCCGGAAGAGCCCAGGGAAGCCCCGCCUCUGAAAACGUAUGGAGCGCACGGGUGCAGGA
Sorex fumeus (smoky shrew) is the source of this 1134-nucleotide messenger RNA. RefSeq names its product TCL1 upstream neural differentiation-associated RNA (gene TUNAR). The transcript has 3 exons. The record is from RefSeq and is a predicted model, not a curated record. Bases 657 to 854 code for a protein of 65 amino acids. Lineage: Eukaryota; Metazoa; Chordata; Mammalia; Eulipotyphla; Soricidae.